AGAUCAAUUCAUACCACCAUAACAAAAUCUUUUAACAUAAUAACAGUUGUAAGAGUUAGAAAUUUUAAGAGUAUGUCAGGAGUGAAGUUGCUUGGACAUAGUGGGAGCCCUUUUAGUCGCAGAAUUGAAUGGGCUCUGAAUAUUAAGGGCAUAGUAUAUGAGUUGAUAGAAGAAGAUUUACAGAACAAGAGCCCUCUGCUUCUUCAAUCAAACCCUAUUCAUAAGAAAAUCCCAGUGUUGUUGCACAAUGGCAAGCCCAUUGCUGAGUCACUUGUAAUUGUUGAAUAUAUUGAUGAGACCUUUGAUGGCCCUUCCAUUUUGCCUAAAGACCCUUAUGACAGAGCAGUCGCACGUUUCUGGGCUAAGUUCCUCGAUGAGAAGUGCUUGCCAGCAGUGUGGAAAGCUUUGUGGAGCAAAGGAGAGGAGCAAGAGAAAGAUAAAGAGGAAGCUUAUGAGGUGCUUAAAGUUCUAGACAAUGAACUCAAGGACAAGAAGUUCUUUGGCGGAGAAAAAUUUGGAUUUGUUGACAUAGCAGCCAAUUUUGUCGGAUUUUGGAUAGGAAUUGUUGAAGAAGCUACUGGAGUAGUGUUAGUGACUAGUGAAAAGUUUCCCCAUUUUUGUACGUGGAGAGAGGAGUACCUUAACUGCAGCCAAGUCAAGGAAAAUAUGCCUAAUAGGGAAAUGUUGCUUGGUUAUUUCAAAGGUCGAGUCCUAGCUGCCACUCCUCCCAAAUGAAUAUCUCAAGCCAACUAUGAAAUUUCAACAUCUUUUUGUGGGAAUAAAUCUAGCUAGCUUUCUAGAAAUGAGACUUGUCAUAGGAAAAAUAAAGCUUUCUCAAAUUAGUGAUGUACUUGUUUUCCUUUUUUCAAAAUCCUUUUAUAUUGUUAUAAUUUACGUAUUGUAAGAAUAAACUGUUCUUGAUCGUGUCUUUUAUGGAUUGAUGUUGAGAUCGA
Messenger RNA from Nicotiana attenuata, 953 nucleotides. RefSeq names its product probable glutathione S-transferase. The record is from RefSeq and is a predicted model, not a curated record. The transcript has 2 exons. Gene Ontology annotation, biological process: glutathione metabolic process. Gene Ontology annotation, molecular function: glutathione transferase activity. Gene Ontology annotation, cellular component: cytoplasm. The coding region runs from base 73 to 735 and encodes 220 amino acids. Lineage: Eukaryota; Viridiplantae; Streptophyta; Magnoliopsida; Solanales; Solanaceae.